Molecule: messenger RNA, 1427 nt
Organism: Musca domestica (house fly)
Lineage: Eukaryota; Metazoa; Arthropoda; Insecta; Diptera; Muscidae
Exons: 3
Coding region: 564-1145 (193 amino acids)
Biological process (GO): biological process involved in interspecies interaction between organisms
Cellular component (GO): external side of plasma membrane
Molecular function (GO): carbohydrate binding
Source: RefSeq, a predicted model, not a curated record
CCAAAUUCAGGCAUUCGCGAUCGAGAAUUUGAAACGGCAACAAGUCGCGCUCUCCCAGACCACGAAAAUCAAAGGAAAUACCAAAUAAGAAUUUCUGUCAAUAUCAAGAAACAGCAACAACAACAACAGCAAAUAGAAAAUAAUAUCCCAUAAAAAUAGCUACAUUAUAUACCACAUAACUAUACCUAUAUACCAGCAGUGAACAGUGUAUGAGUGUGUGUGAGACUUUGUGCCCCAGGAGACCAACACUGUGUUGACUUUUAUUUUUAACAAAAAAAUAAAAAAUUCGAAAAAAAAACUUGUGUGUGUGUGCUCGACUUUAAGCCUUGCUUUGCUUUGUCUGUGUGUGUGUGUGGAGCAACGCGCCUAGAAGUAGAGACGGCCGUUACCAAAGUUUGUUAGCUUAACGACACGGCUUGUCAGUUCAAAUCGAGACGCCGUUAGUAAAACACUGUGAAUAUUCUCAAAGAUUCUUCCACGGAUUCCGGUGAAAUUCCCAAGACCAUAAUUCAAAAAAAAAAAAAUUUUUUUUUUUUGAAAAAAAGCACAUCACACAUCUCAAAAUGAAUAAAAUCUUAAUUUGUUUGUUAAGUUUAGCGGUGCUAUCUGCAGGUCAACGUAUUACCACCAUACACUUGGAUGGUGUACAGUACUUCAUUAGCCGCAUGAAUCCCUAUUCACCCGAACUCAACUAUUUCUUGGCCUAUCAAUAUUGCCGCUCAUUGGGUCUGCAAUUAGCCUCGUUCGAGACGAAGGAGAAGGCCGAAUCAAUGACAACAUAUUUGAAAAAUGCCGGCUAUGGCAACUAUGAUUUCUGGACUUCGGGCAAUCGUUUGGGCACGGGCAUGUUCCUUUGGAUGAGCACCGGUUUACCGUUUAAUGCCACAUUUGAUUUCUUCGAAAAUACCAUUGACUCGAUACAGGCUGGUCUUUUGGAUCCUGUGGAUCAUAAUAGCAACACAUCACCACAGAGAACCGCCAGAGACAGCAGCAGCGGCGCCGAAAAAGGCUGUGUCAUCUUGAAACAGCCCACCUUGAAAUGGAUGCCCGAAGAUUGUUCAGCUGUCAAGGAUUUCAUUUGUGAACAGACACGUUGCUAUUAUUACAAUUAUGGCAGUAUUCCCGUAUCAUCGGCGCAGGGGUAAGAAGAGCCCUACUACUUGCUAACUCGAACCAAGUAUAGGAGUUACUCUCUGUCUAUAAAUUAAAAAAAAAAAAUACAACAACAACAAACAAAAAAAUUCAAUCAAAAACAAAACGAAAAAACUUACAAAAAUCUUCCUUUCGCAAACAACAAAAACUCUAGACUGUAAAAUGUUAAUUUAAGCCUUAACCUUAUAAAAAUAAUAAUAAAGAAUCAAAACAAACAAAUCUGCUCCUCUAUGGAUUAAAAAAAAAAAAUAAAGAAAGAAUGAAAAAACAGAAAA